This is a messenger RNA of Erpetoichthys calabaricus (reedfish), 6668 nucleotides long. Its product is annotated as protein unc-13 homolog B-like. Gene Ontology annotation, molecular function: calcium ion binding; calmodulin binding; syntaxin-1 binding. Gene Ontology annotation, biological process: synaptic transmission, glutamatergic; neuromuscular junction development; synaptic vesicle priming. Lineage: Eukaryota; Metazoa; Chordata; Cladistia; Polypteriformes; Polypteridae. Gene Ontology annotation, cellular component: presynaptic active zone cytoplasmic component; plasma membrane; terminal bouton. The record is from RefSeq and is a predicted model, not a curated record.
UGGGGAUUGACUGAACGAGUCAGCGCGCGCCUUCCCGGUUUUGUGCUCAUCAUGGCGUUAUGGGGGUUGCAACAGCUGUUCCUGUAUGCGUGCGAGAAGUACAGAAUUUAACUCUGAGAGGAAAUGUCCUGGAUGCUACAACAAACUAAUCAUAUGAUUGGACUUUAAAAGCAAUUACAAAGCGUUGGAAAGGAGAGGCUGCUAUUAUGGUUCUACUUUGUGUACGGGUGAAGAAAGCCAAGUUCAGUGGACCCCAGGAUAAAUUCCACUGUUACGUGAUCUUGAAGGUACAAAAUGUCAAAAGUACAACUAUCACUGUUCGUGGUCACCAGCCAUCCUGGGAGCAGGACUUCAUGUUUGAGAUAAGCCGAUUAGACCUUGGCUUAACUGUUGAAGUCUGGAACAAGGGAUUAAUCUGGGACUCAAUAGUGGGGACUGCUUGGAUCCCUCUCCAGGACAUCCGACAAUCCAAUGAGGAUGGCCCUGGACAAUGGGUCUCCCUUCAUGCUGAGGUACUGAUGAAUGAAGAUGAGAUUUGUGGCACCAGAAAUCCCACACAGCAUGAAAUAUUGCUGGACACACACUUUGAACUUCCUUUAGAUAUCCCAGAAGAAGAAGCUAGAUACUGGACCUUGAAAUUGGAGGAAGCAAACACAGAGAUUGGCAUUGAAAGGGAGGAGAUUCAAUUUCCUCUACAAUAUGGAACUGAAAAGAAUGCUUUACCAGCUGUGGCUUCCCAGUUCUCACUGGAAGAACAAGACAGUGCCGUGGAUGAUCGGGACAGUGAUUAUCGUAGUGAAACAAGCAAUAGCAUGCCUCCACACUUCAAUAUUGCAACCCACUCAAACUCCUCUACUCACCAAUAUCCUGUCUCUCCACGACUUCAACGCCAGGCUAAUUCUCGUGAGUCCUGCACAGAUUCCAUGCAAAGCUAUGAUAUGGAUUACAGGGAAAAAGGAGGAAUCAGCCCGGCAGGAAGCAGUCGGUAUGGCUCCUCUGGAAACCUUAGUCAAAGCAGUUCUCAGCUGAGUGAACCAGACCAAGGUGGUGUCCCGAAUAUGGAAACUGAUCAGGAUUAUAACUCCACUCACAUCCACCAAACCUCUGGUCAAGACUGGAUAGUUAAGAGAAGGAAGAGCUCUAGUGAACAACUCAACAUUAGUACUCUAACUGAAAGCAGCCCUGAAGACUCAUUGGAUAGGAAGUUAGAGGGGCAGAAAAACAGCCUUAUUGAAGUUGUGGGAUCCCUAAAUGUCUCUCCAUCAAGAGCCCAAUGGAUCACUGCCAUUAACAAAGUGAGAGUACAACUACAUGAGAGCCUCAAUGAUGGGCAUCCUAACAAACCUUCUUGGAUUAAAUGUGGGUCAGGUGCUGGUCUGUAUGGAAUUGACAGCAUGCCGGACCUGCGUAAAAGAAAGCCUAUCCCGCUGGUUAGCGACUUGUCACUGGUACAAUCAAGAAAAGCAGGAAUUUUAGCAACCCGAACAUCCCUCAAGGAUGAAGAUUUAAAGAGCCAUGUUUACAAGAAAACUCUUCAAGCACUAAUCUACCCCAUUUCCUGCACCACACCACACAAGUUUGAGAUAUGGACAGCCACAACACCUACCUACUGCUAUGAGUGUGAAGGUCUGCUGUGGGGAAUUGCCCGUCAGGGUAUGAGAUGCACAGAAUGUGGGGUCAAGUGUCAUGAGAAGUGCCAGGACCUUUUAAAUGCAGACUGCCUACAGCGUGCAGCUGAGAAGAGCUCCAAGCAUGGUGCAGAGGAUCGCACACAAAAUAUCAUCAUGGCUAUGAAGGACCGUAUGAAAAUUCGGGAGCGAAAUAAGCCUGAAAUAUUUGAUCUCAUUAGAGAUGUGUUUACCGUUGGAAAGGUGGCACAUGCUCAGCAGAUGAAGACAGUGAAGCAAAGUGUUUUGGAUGGCACCUCCAAGUGGUCUGCCAAGAUUACUAUCACUGUUGUGUCUGCACAGGGUCUUCAAGCCAAGGAUAAAACUGGAUCCAGUGACCCCUAUGUUACCGUGCAAGUGGGCAAAACAAAGAGGAGGACAAAAACUAUCUAUGGGAAUCUUAACCCUUUUUGGGAUGAGAAGUAUCAUUUUGAAUGCCACAAUUCUUCAGAUCGGAUCAAAGUUCGUGUGUGGGAUGAGGAUGAUGACAUCAAAUCUCGAGUAAAGCAGAGGCUGAAGCGCGAGUCUGAUGACUUCCUGGGUCAAACAAUCAUUGAAGUGCGAACAUUAAGCGGAGAAAUGGAUGUUUGGUACAAUCUUGAGAAGAGAACAGACAAGUCUGCUGUAUCAGGAGCUAUACGGUUGCAGAUUAGUGUAGAAAUAAAGGGUGAGGAGAAGGUGGCACCAUAUCAUAUACAAUACACCUGUUUGCAUGAGAACCUUUUCCAUUACCUGACAGACAUCCAGAGCAGUGGCUCUGUCAAAAUUCCUGAUUCCAAGGGUGAUGAUGCCUGGAAAGUUUAUUUUGACGAAGUUGGCCAAGAAAUUGUGGACGAAUUUGCAAUGCGUUAUGGAAUUGAGUCUAUUUAUCAAGCUAUGACGCACUUUGCUUGCUUGUCAUCAAAGUACAUGUGUCCUGGAGUACCUGCUGUCAUGAGCACUUUGCUUGCCAACAUUAAUGCAUACUAUGCUCACACUGCUGCUUCCACCAAUGUCUCUGCCUCUAACCGUUUUGCAGCUUCCAAUUUUGGGAAAGAGCGGUUUGUGAAGUUACUGGAUCAGCUGCAUAACUCUCUUCGCAUAGACCUCUCCAUGUAUCGGAACAAUUUCCCAGCAAGCAGCUCAGAAAGACUACAGGAUCUCAAAUCCACAGUGGAUCUGUUGACAAGCAUUACAUUCUUUCGCAUGAAAGUUCAGGAGCUGCAGAGUCCUCCACGAGCCAGCCAGGUGGUCAGGGACUGUGUCAAGGCCUGCCUUAAUUCUACUUAUGAGUACAUCUUCAACAAUUGCCAAGAUCUGUACAAUCGUGAAUAUCAAGCCCAUCCGCAAAAUAAGGCUGAUGAACCCCCAGAAGAGCAGGGUCCUAACAUCAAAAACCUAGACUUUUGGCCUAAAUUGAUCACUCUCAUAGUGUCAAUCAUUGAAGAAGAUAAAAACUGCUACACUCCUAUUCUUAGCCAAUUUCCUCAAGAGCUUAAUGUGGGGAAGAUUAGUGCAGAAGUGAUAUGGAAUCUUUUCUCUCAGGACAUGAAAUAUGCCAUGGAAGGUAAGUGUAAGACCAGCAACACAAACAUGAAAAAGCCUAGAUUAUGCAAGAGUGCUGAUUACAUGAAUCUGCACUUUAAGGUUAAGUGGCUGCACAAUGAAUAUGUAAAGGAUCUGCCAGCAGUGAGGGGUGUCAUCCCAGAUUAUCCUGUGUGGUUUGAACCAUUUGUGUUGCAGUGGCUAGAUGAGAAUGAAGAAGUUUCACUAGAAUUACAUGGAGCCUUGGAGCGAGACAAGAAGGAUGGGUUCCAACAGACUUCAGAGCAUGCCCUGUUCUCCUGCUCUGUAGUAGAUGUCUUCACGCAGCUUAACCAGAGUUAUGAGAUCAUUAGGAAGCUGGAAUGUCCUGACCCUACCAUCCUUGGAUAUUACAACAGGAGGUUUGCAAAGACUAUUGGAAAGGUUCUCAUUCAAUACGCCGACAUAAUCUCCAAGAGUUUUGAAUCCUACUGUGACAAGGAAAAGCUGCCUUGUAUUCUAAUGAACAAUAUUCAGCAGCUGAGAGUUCAGCUGGAGAAGAUGUUUGAGGCUAUGGGAGCAAAAGAGUUGGACCUUGAAGCUAGUGAUACCUUGAACGACCUUCAAGUGAAACUGAACAAUGUCCUAGAUGAACUCAGUACUGUAUUUGGGAACAGCUUCCAGAAUCAGAUUGAGGACUGUGUAAAACAAAUGAGUGACAUUCUAAGCCAGGUCAAAGGAACCAGCAAUGUACCAGCCAAUGCUCGCAAUUCAGUGGCAGCAGACGCUGAUAAUGUACUGCGGCCUUUGAUGGAUUUCUUGGAUGCAAAUUUGAUGUUGUUUGCAAAGGUGUGUGAGAAGACAGUGCUGAAGAGGGUGUUAAAAGAUCUUUGGAGGAUAGUAAUAAACACUCUGGAAAAAACUAUUGUCCUGCCUCCUUUCACAGAUGUUUCGGGAACACAGCUGAUCUUCUCAGCAGCAAAGGAACUGGGACAUCUCUCCAAAUUGAAGGAUCAUAUGGUAAGAGAUGAAGCCAAGAGCCUGACACCUAAGCAAUGCGCUGUUCUGGACCUGGCAUUAGACACAAUCAAGCAAUACUUUCAUGCUGGUGGGAAUGGGCUAAAGAAAACAUUUUUAGAGAAAAGCUCAGAGCUGCAGUCCUUACGCUAUGCACUUUCCCUUUACACUCAGACUACAGACACACUCAUCAAGACAUUUAUACAGACACAGACUUCACAAGGCUCAGGUGUAGAAGAUGCUGUUGGAGAGGUUUCCAUUCAGGUUGACCUGUUUACCCACCCAGGAACCGGUGAGCACAAAAUCACUGUAAAAGUUGUGGCUGCAAAUGACUUGAAAUGGCAGACGUCAGGAAUGUUUCGGCCUUUUGUUGAGGUGACCAUGAUUGGACCACACCUCAGCGAUAAGAAGCGCAAGUUUACUACAAAGUCCAAGAACAAUAACUGGGCUCCAAAGUACAAUGAAACCUUCCACUUCAUCCUAGGUAAUGAAGAUGGACCGGACUGUUACGAGCUACAGGUCUGUGUGAAGGACUACUGCUUUGCCAGGGAAGACCACGUGCUUGGAAUGUCAGUGAUGCAGCUAAGGGAUAUUGCAGACAAGGGCAGCUGUGCAUAUUGGUGCCCACUGGGACGUCGAAUCAAUAUGGAUGAGACUGGAAUGACAAUUCUACGGAUUCUGUCACAGCGCACUAAUGAUGAGGUGGCUCGUGAGUUUGUCAAACUCAAAUCAGAGUCACGUUCAAAUGAGGAAGGAAGCUGAGAGUACAAGUAUUCCUCCAGAUCCCAUAAAAUUUUUAUAACUCUGUUUCUUUUACAGGCAUAGCAGUUUGACUUUCCUUAGAUCUGGUCAAGGUGCCUUGCAUAUUUUCUUUGAAGUAGAAAUUAAAUUGGUUUUGGACUUGUAUUGUCUCCUCUCCCAAAUACCAAUGAGCAGACAUUCACCCUUGGUCAGUUUUGCUGAAGGGCCUCUGAUCUACCUCUGUCUGCACUUGGUGACAGGUGUUAUAUUUACAUUUGGUUGAAAAGCAGUUUUGCCUUGUUAUUAAACAGACCUUUAACGUCACUGGUAUCCAGACUAUCAGCAGGAUUCCAGAGUUGUCCCAGAGAUUAUAAUAAGUGUCCAUAGUGGAUAAAAACAGGUGCCACGUUACCUUUACAAAGCUGGCUUGGAACCUUAGGCUGGUAUUGGUAUUGUAAUGUCACUAUUUAUGUGCCAAUGCCUUAGAGCAGCAAUCUUUGAUAUCUGAAGAUAACAUUGCCAAGUAGGUGGACCUCUGAGUAUACAAACCUAUGGUUCAUUUGUCACAAAAGUAUUGUUGCUAUCUUCUUUUCUUAAGCUGUCUUUUACUUUUUCAGACUAUAGUCAACAGACACAAAAUGCUACUGUCUCAAACAAAUUCUGAAAGUUUCUUCAAUCAGAUAUUUGUGAUCCAUUAUCAUAGAUCAAAUAAAAAAAUUCUCUAGAAGUGUUGCCAGUAGAAAGGCAGUCAUUUCCAUUUCUAUGGUAGAUAUCAAAGUAACUAAUUCUAAUUAACUUUUUUUUGUUGGGCUCUCUCUUGGCAUCUGGGAAUGUUUCUGAAAGGUACUGAUGUCUUUGAUUUCACAGGCAUUGAUGUGGUUACAAUAUGUCAAAUGUUGACUUACAGACCAGUUAUUAACUAAAAUAUUUAAUCAUGACUAGAAUUCUGUGGUGACUUUGAAAUUUUUUUUUGUAUUUUCCAAAAGCCAUUGAUUUUGUUUCAUUUUAACUUCAAUGCUGGUGUGCCAAAUGUUGACAGUGAUUUUAUGUUGGCUGUUUAUUUUCCACUCACAAUAUAUGGUUUGGUGUGAGAUAAUUGCACUUGUCUGUUGCAGGAUGAUGAUAUUUAGUACAACUGCCAAAGAUGGUUCUAUAUAAGGCAGCAUGUCAGAAACACAGUGAGAGUUUACUAGUUAUUAUCUCCCCCAGCUAAUGCUGAAUGCAGAUUGCCAGUCUUGUUAAAUAGGUCCAAAGAUGUUAAUUGGAUUUUAAUGAUGUAUUGGUUUCAGACUGUUUAAGAUGUAGCAUACACUCCAGAGUUGUGUCUUUCUAGACCUGCAGAUGUUUAAGAAUCUUUUACUGGACUAAUUUUUAAAAAAGAGCAUUUCUUCUGGUUUACUAACAAUGGCAAUAAUCAUGAGAAGCUCCGCCAUCCUAUAAUAUUCUCCUGUCAUCAUUGAACAAAAUCUUUGAUUCUAGCAAAAAUGUCAAGGCCAUAAUAAACACAGGAGCCUGUAAUACCUCUUCCAUUAAGCCUUGUAAAUAUUUCUUUUUGGAGUGGGUAUUUGCAGAAUGGAAAAGAAUGUCACUUGCAAAUGCUCAGAUUUAUUGUAUUACCUUCUUUUAGAAAAUAUAGAAAAUGGCACAGUAGUCACAAGAAAGUGAUAUUUAUGUACCCAAAUUGUACCUGUGAAAUCCAGCCUGUGCACUCUAUUUUAAUAAACUUUAAAUGGAAAUCAA